Molecule: messenger RNA, 483 nt
Organism: Drosophila montana
Lineage: Eukaryota; Metazoa; Arthropoda; Insecta; Diptera; Drosophilidae
Product: pupal cuticle protein C1B
Exons: 1
Coding region: 1-483 (160 amino acids)
Source: RefSeq, a predicted model, not a curated record
AUGGCACACCCAAUCCUGGCCCUGAGCGCAACUCUGCUGCUGCAGCUGCUCCUUCUCUCGCCCGCCUGGGCGGGCAUUAGCUAUCUGGACGAUGAGCAUGCCGUGGCGCAUACACAGCAGAAUGUGGUCAGGAGCUACGAUGGCACCGUCUCGCACUAUGCCAAGUCCCUGGCCACGCCCUACUCCCAGGUGCACAAGCAGGACACGCGCAUCAGCAACAAUGUCUACCAGCCGGCCAUUGCCAAGACCAUCAGCUAUGCCGCUCCAGCGCCGGUCUAUGCACAGCAUCAGCAGCAGCAGCAGCCCACGCUCUUCACCCAGGCAGCUCCAGUGGCUCCCGUCUACCAUCAGCAGCAGCUGCAGCACAUUCCAGCUGGCCAUGCUAGCUAUGCCAGCCAGCAGCCCGUCGUGGUCCAUUACUCGCCCGCGGAGACCGUUUCCCACAUGAGCUUCGAUGGAUUCGGCACUCACUGGGGCUACUAG